AUGCCGUCCCCCACAGAUGUGAAAGCGGUUGGCAGGCUAAAUGGGAUGAUCAAUUAUCUGAGCCGGUUCCUGCCCAAGUUAGCUGAUGUUAUGACACCGCUCAGGAAGUUGACUCAUAAGGGCGAAAGCUGGCAUUGGGAUGCAGAACAAGAAGAGGCCUUCCAGGCAAUCAAGGAACUCAUCACUAACGCACCUGUUCUCGCCUACUAUAAUCCGCAACUCUCCCUCGAGAUUCAAUGCGACAGCAGUCAAUUUGGUAUCGGGGCCGUACUCAUGCAGAAUGGGAAACCCAUCGAUUUUCGCAGUAGGACGUUGACAGAGACCGAGCGUCGUUACGCCCAGAUAGAAAAAGAGAUGCUUGCAGUGGUUUACGCCGUCGAACGUUUUAAUGACUAUACAUUUGGCCGGAAGACUACAGUGUUUACAGAUCACAAACCGUUGGUUUCCAUCGCCAACAGGCCGCUACAUGUUGUUCCCUGCCGCUUACAGAGAAUACUUAUUCGCCUUCAAAAGUACGACCUAGUGAUUGUGUAUCGACCUGGUAACGAAAUGCAUAUCGCAGACACGUUAUCCAGGGCAUAUCUGUCAGACACACCAGAGGAAGACGAAGAUUCAGAUUUCGUUCAUGCAGCACAACUAGUAGCUGUUACCGAGGAGCGAUUGAAACAGCUCCAGCAGUGCACGGAGGAAGAUGGGUUAUUCAAGCUACUGAGGCAGACAAUACUAAGUGGCUGGCCCAAGAACAAGAAAGAUCUACCAGGAAAGCUGACCCCGUUUUUCCAUUUUCGUGAUGAACUCAUUGUCCAAGAUGGGUUGAUAUUCAAGGGCAAUAGGAUACUAAUCCCCAAAGCGUUGCAGCGCGCGAUGACAGAGCUUGUCCACUAUGCACAUUUGGGAGUCAACAAUUGUGUGGCCAGAGCGCGAGAGCUAAUGUUUUGGCCGGGAAUGACCAGCCAAAUACGAGAUUACGUCUCAAAUUGUCUGGCAUGCCGAACACACGACGUACGUCAGUCAAAAGAACCGAUGAUGCUCCGUGACGUUCCGGACAGGCCCUGGCAGAUGGUUGCAGUAGACAUCUUCAUCCACGAUGGAAAAAGUUACUUAGUGUUGGUUGAUUAUUUCAGUGACUACUUUGAAAUCGAUGCUCUAGCUACGACCAGUACAGACGCAGUGGUGAAUAAGCUACGAUGUCAAUUUGCUCGUCACGGAAUAUCGGAGGUAGUAGUCUCUGACAACGGGCCGCAUUUCGUUAGCGCAGAGUUCCGAGAGUUCAGCAGAAAGUGGGAUUUCCAUCACCGGCUUACUAGCCCAUAUCACAGCCAAUCAAAUGGAAAGGCCGAGUCGGCGGUAAAAGAAGCAAAGAAGGUGCUUACCAAAGCUAAGGAGACUCAGGAGGACCCUUAUAUUAUGUUGCUGGAACGCAGAAACACGCCAUCAACAGAAAUUAGGGCAAGUCCGGUGCAGCGACUCUUCAGCCGGAGGACAAGAACGUUGAUACCAACUGCGUCAAAUCUGCUAACACCUGAAGUAUCACCAACGACCUCGAUACACGAGCGGUUACGAAACAGAAUGCUUAGGCAAAAGAGAUACUACGAUCGCGGGGCGAGAAAACUCCAACCUCUAGCAUUGUGA
Dicrocoelium dendriticum is the source of this 1632-nucleotide messenger RNA. The record is from the annotation of a GenBank genome assembly. NCBI's taxonomy places the organism in Eukaryota, Metazoa, Platyhelminthes, Trematoda, Plagiorchiida, Dicrocoeliidae.